AGUGACGGUUGGAUAAUUACUUUAAAACGGUGUGCGCACACGAGUAUUUGGUGCCCUGAAGUUAAGUAAUUAAGUAGUUUCUAUAAAAUGUUAGGCGACGACGAUUGGCUUGGAAAGUUUAUCGAGGAUUAUAAAGUAAAAUUAGCCGAGGAAAAACGUGAACUUUUCUCGACUCAUGUCAAUAUGACAGACGACAGACAACAGAUUUGUUUCAUUGGGCUGUGUUCACUUUACCGGGACGACGUACACCCUAAAUCAUGUAGGCAACAUGAUUUCUCUCCUACUCCGCUGGCUGCAUCCAAGGAAAAAUCAAAAAUAAUAGUUCCGUCAAAAUCUGAGCAAUUUGAUCAAGAAAAAAUAAAUUUUUCUGAUCAACCUUCAGACGGAGUGAGAAAUUCAGACCAUAGCGAUGCAGUCGAGCGCAAAAAGAAACAAGAAGAAUACCGCCGCAUUCUCGAUCAACAGCUCGCUGAACAUAAACAAAGAAAAGAAGAAGAAUUGCGGAGAUGGAGACGAGAAGAGACUGACGACUUUGGAAUGACUUCUAAUCUCAAUACUGAUCGUCGUUCACUGAUUCGAUCUCCAUCACCACCGAUCAAAUCUCAUUAUCGAAAGCCGGUGCAAGUUCGAGUACCCUCCCGACCAUUGACGGCAGAAGGUGACCACCAUCAACGAUUGAGCGAUUUGACUGAACUUCGCCAGCUGUACAGCAAUCGAUGAAAAAUAACUUUUUCCAUCAACAAAGAGAAUUGCAAAUUAGGCAAUGGCUAAUUGGCUUCGAGUUGUGCGUUGCAAUGGCACGCACGGAAAGACAAUUACUUCCGCCGGGAUUGAAAACCCGUUUCCCACCCAUCCGUCAAUAAUUAUAAAUUGGUUUUUCCGCCCUGUUUUCUGGCCGCUGGGAUGUUCCGUUUUACCCUCCCACCUAUUUUGGAAAAUAAAAGAAUUCCAGGCAGAAA
Messenger RNA from Daphnia carinata, 959 nucleotides. RefSeq lists its product as uncharacterized. The coding region runs from base 88 to 720 and encodes 210 amino acids. The transcript is spliced from 5 exons. The record is from RefSeq and is a predicted model, not a curated record. Lineage: Eukaryota; Metazoa; Arthropoda; Branchiopoda; Diplostraca; Daphniidae.